Chara braunii is the source of this 4003-nucleotide messenger RNA. The record is from the annotation of a GenBank genome assembly. Lineage: Eukaryota; Viridiplantae; Streptophyta; Charophyceae; Charales; Characeae.
CGCUUCGGUGAACCCAUCGGCGAGCGGGCACGAUGCCGCGAAGUCAGGCUCGGGUGUUUCAGGAUGGGGGGGAGGACGAGAAUCAGAAGGCGCAGAAGAAGUAUUGCGUGUACAAGUACAUCCGCAUGGGUCAGAGUCUCGGCGAGAGAUUCCGCGGCAAUCGCAUGCUGAAGUGCGUUUUUUGCGGCCACGAGUUCCAGGGCAACCAGUUCGUGGCGGCGUGCCAUUUCCGCCAGGGCAAGGGAUGUCCGAAAGUGACUGACGAGGCACUUGUCGACAUCCACUACAACAGUGAGUACAAGAUGUCCGACAAGUUCCUAGAGCGGAUCCAGCGAUUUGAGGAGCUUCACGGUGCGGCGCCUGCGAUGGAUCCACGACGGGACGAGGGGGGGGAGGGAGAGAUGGGGGAGGCGGAGGAGCAGAUCGACGUGGACGACGACGUCGAGGAGGUUGCACGGGCGGGGUCGUCAGGGAGGGAGCGAGGGAAGGGCGUUGUCAGCGAGCCGGGGGGGCAGCAGGGCCAGUACUUUGCGUCGGCGUACGUGUCGGCUCUUACACAGGCAGGUGCGGAUACGGUCGAGGCGGGUCCGUCUGCGGGGAAGAGGAAGGAGAGAGAGGAGGGGGCCAGACCGACGGCAGCACAAAAGAGGAUGAGACAGAACACGAUCACAGAGUCAUUCUCUUCAAAGUGGCAGAUGGGGUUCAAGAAGAGGUGGCUGCGGUUUGUGUACAGUCAGCGCCUGGCGUUCAAUGUCUUCCGGAGCGAGCCGUGGUUGGACGUCGUCCGACACUUGUCCACACGGAGGGGCUCGAUGCGCUCACAUGCUGGAGCCGGCGCACGCCACUGCUCACCUUCUCUGUCCCAGCCAGCGGGACUUGCGGUACUUCGAGGGCAUGGUCAAGACUACGACGCGAGCUUGGUGAGGGAGGCAGACACUUACAUCUUGUCGCAGACAGGGUUCAGUGUGGUGAGCCGCGACUACGAGACCGCAUGUGCGCAGUUGCGCGACUUCCACACACGGAGGGGGACGAUUGCUUGGGGGGGGAGAGACGGAGACAGAGAUGCACAAAGGGGCACGGGCAAUGCGGAGACGUAUGAGUCCGGGUGUUGGUGGUCGAGGUACGGGCAGUGCGCCCCGCAGUUGCAGGUUAUCGCUCUUCGUGUGAUGUACAUGUGGACGUGCUCCUCUCCUGCGGAGAGGAAUUGGGCCGUCCACGAGGGUGUACAGACGAAGAAGCGUAACCGGCUUGAGUUCGAGAAGGUCGCAAAGUUGGUUGAGAUCUCAGCCAACGUCCGCCUUCUCUCUCAUCAGCGGGCAGGCCGUGGGUUCGCGCUGUCGUGGACUCUAAAUGAGUCGUUGUUGGACAUGGAGGGAGGUAUCGGGAUUCGCCCCUCGUGGAAGGGGACGGACAAGAGCAGGACGCGGGAGGAGCUCGAGGAUCAGAGACGUUCAUGGCAGCGAGACCGAUGUGGGUCCAGAGCUCCUCCGGGUGAUGUGGGCGAUGUUUUUGGGACUCGAGCCUCCACAUUGCACCCGUACCCUCGAUACAACAGUGAUUCCGAGGGUCACGAGGAUGAGGACGAGCCGGCGGGCCCCGCUACCGCCACUCCUGCGGCGGAUGAGCGUGAUGAGUGGAGCGACCCAGAGGACGUCCGUAGACAGAGUGGCGGAGAUGACCUUUUAGUUCGAGUUGAUUUGGAGGAGGAGCCUGGGGGUCGUCAUGGGAGCCCUCUAGAGCGUCCGAGGCCUACGUCCACUGACCCGCUUUCCGCUGAGCGGCAGAGAGAUCCUGGGUCUGCACCUUCGAGGGGGGCAGAAUCGGUGAUUGGCCAUCGUCCUCUGGGUCGCUCUGGCACGGCAUCAUCCACCGCUCUUUCCACUUCGACGGAGCAGCUUCAUCGACAGCCAGCUGGUGCAGAUCGAUUGCAGAGAUUGGGGUUGGUUGGUGGAGAUGGUGGUGCGUUGGCCGGAGGUGGAGGAGGUGUCGAGGUUGCUGUGGCGGUUGAGGGGAUACCGAUGGGCGGCAGAGGCGGUUUCAGUGAGUUUGGUGACAUGGGUAUGCCCCCGGGAGAGAGCGUGGGUCUGGCCCGAGGAGAGAGCAAGUCCCGUGGGGACAUCAAUGUGGGUAUGCAGGACUUACUGGGACAGAUCAGCUUCGUGGACCCGAGUAGUUUCUCCCCUGCCAUGCGCGCAGAGGUGAUGUUGGGGGCAGAGGGGGAUGAGGACCGGACACCCCCUGGAGAGACAUCUGCAGAGAGGCUGGAUAGGCUUGAUAGUCGUCGAGCUGGCCUCAUGGCACAGAGGGACCCCAGGACGCAGGAGCUCGCCCGUCUUGCGGCCGAGGAGCGACGGAGGCAGCUGGGGACAUUUACGCCGGCGUCCGUUGACGUGGGGCCAGAUGCCCACACGGAUCUUCCGACAGAGGUUCAUGACACGACGCAGCGGGAGGCGGCUUCAGCAGAGGUUUCGAGUACGGGAGUAGAUGUUCAGCAGGGGAUGCACGAGAGCGGGUUGGCACCCACAGAGGAGCCACGUUCGGAGUCGGCGCAGCCUCCUGCCGCGGAGGGGGUAGCGCCGACCACCGGGGGGGAGGGGGCCGUAGGGGGGGCUGUUGGUGUUGGCGGGUCGGGGGUGCCAUCCGCGGCCGAUCCGAUGUCCAUGUCUGGCGGGGGAGACCCCGCACAGGUGGACAGGCGUGACGCGGACGGACAGGAGAUGCCACAAACUUUGGUGGUUCGCACUGCUGUGGGGCCUGUGGUGCCACAUCAGGCACCGUUUUUGGAGGGUUAUAGGCGUCGUGCACAUAGCGGUGGCCCGAUCGAGGAGCGACGUGUAGGCAGGGGCACGUGCAUACCCCCGGUCCCUACUUUUGCGCCGUCACGGACAAGGCCGGAGAUUAGGCAUGUGGCUACGCCUCAGGGCAGCCUCCCUUCUGGUCUUAUGACCGCUGAGGAGUUGGAGGACCACGGCAGGAGGGAUUUGAAGGAGAUCGACCAGCGCGUUUUAAGGUCAGUCCCGGAGGAGGGGAAGCUGCCUCACGUGCAGGACUUAUCUUGGGGGCCAGCCAGCCCCAGCUUACCUUCAGGGUGUUCCAUCGCAGCGCCAUCUGGCGGGGCUGCAGGGGGCUUACCUUUUGGAGGUUCCGUCGCAGCGGCAUCUGGCAGGGCCGCAUGGGACUUACCUUCUGGAGGUUCGGUCGCAGCGCCAUCUGGAGGUGCCGCAGGCCCUUCUUCACCCUUGACCGUAGCUCCGAGGGAGGGCGGCAGUCUCACCCUGAGGUUGGUUGCCCGUAGACGGAGAGACACUACCCAGCGUGCGCGGGAGUUGCUGAACACCAUGUUGUUCGGUCGCACUGAUCGACCAUGGAGCGAGACGAGAUGGGUGACGACGGCGAGUGUCGGUUGUCAGCCAGGUUUGAGAGGGGCUUCCACGGGCGUGAGACGUCGAGACGUUGUAGCUUCAGGGUUUGGUGGUAGAGGCGGUGGCGGCGGUGGCAGCGGUGGCCACGGCGACUGCAGACGUGAGGGUGCAGGCGGUGCCGCAGUGAGAGCAGUGGAUCCGCCCUUGACGUACGGUUUGAAAGAGGCGUCGAUUAUUUUGCAGGAGCGUGACGUUGUUACACGACCGAGGCAGGAGAGACACGUGCCCUUAGAUCAACGCCAGGAGGGGGAGACGUCAGGGAUUGACAGUCUACCUAUGGCACGCGAGUCACGCCGACGUGAUGACCUAGCAGCAGCAGGCAUCAGGACGGUAAGAGGCAGGAGAGUCAUUAUGGACGACGAUCCCGACGAGCGUCCCGUCGCUCCCAAGCCUUCCGCUGGCGGACGCGGCGGCCAGCGUCAGAGAGAUCGAGGACGUGGCAGUGGUAGGUCCCACGGACGAGUUUCUCAUCGGUCCGAGCGAGAUCCGCAUGCGCACGACGAUUGUUGACGGAUUACGGACUUGCAUUUUCGUGACUUUCUCAGUGUACUUCAGUUUUUUGUUAUCCAUGACAGACGUAG